GCGAUUCGGCCCAAGACUCUCGCCGGCAUUAUCUUAUUGACGCGGCCUUGACGUCGCUCCCCGUAGUAUCCCCGAGGCUGCGGAGGCGUACGGCAGCGAGCGAUGGCAACGAGCGAGGAAGCGACUCCCGGCAUCGACGCGAGAAAGUUAUAUGGGCGCUCGUGCGUUCCCGAGGUUUCGGAGCCGGUCACGGGCUUGCUCCGAGGCGAGCUGCCGGCGUGGCUUCGAGGAAGGCUUUUGCGGAACGGCCCGGGACGGUCUUCGAUCGGGUCCGACCGCUACAACCACGUAUUCGACGGCCCCGCUCUGCUGAGACAGUUCACCAUCGAGGAUGGCCGGGUGCUUUAUCAGAACCGCUUCCUGCGAAGCGACGCGUACGCACGCAACCUGAGGGCCAACAGAAUCGUCGUCUCCGAGUUCGGCACCGUGGCGCAUCCCGAUCCCUGUGCCACCGUGUUCGAGCGGCUGGCGUCGUAUUUCUCUAUGGACUUCACCGACAACGCUCUGGUGAACGUAAUGCCCGUGGGCGACGAGGUGUACGCUAUGACGGAGACGCCUCACAUGACUCGGGUGGACCCCGCUUCGUUGGAAACACUGGAGAAGAAAGACUUGCGAGACUUUGUGGCUGUGCACAUCGCCACCGCCCAUCCACAUUUAGACCCCGACGACGGCGCGACGUACAACAUCGGCACGCGCAUGAGCGGCCGUCCGUCGUUCGUGCUCGUUCGUUUUCCUCCCGGUGGAUCCGAAAGCUCGGUGGACCGCGCCAGAGCCGUGGGCACGGUACCACUGCAGUCUCGCAUGUCAGUGCCCUACAUACACAGUUUCGGAAUGACCGAAAGCUGGGUCGUCGUGCUGGAACAAUCCCUGUUCAUGCAUCUGCCCUCCAUGCUCGUCUCGCGGUACCUGGGCUACAAGGCGUACGUGAACGCCCUCAGGUUUGAUGCCAACAAGAACGUCCGCUUUCACGUGAUGAACAAGACGACGGGAGAGCUUCACACAACCGUGUUCGAAUCCGCCGCGUUUUUCACUUUCCACCACAUCAAUGCCUUCCAACGGGGAGAUGAACUCGUGGUCGACCUAAUAUGCUUUGACGACGACAGCAUCAUCCGGUGUCUCGACUACACGGUGGAGAAGCCCACCGUGUUCAAGAUGGGCCGCAUGCGUCGUUUUUCGCUGCCUCUGAACCGAGGCCCGGGCGAGCGGGUACUGGUUGAGGCACAGGAACUAGCCAAGGGCCAGCUUCGUGGAGAGCUUCCAAGGAUAGACCAACGCCGUAACGGGAAAGAGUACAGGUACAGCUACAGCCUGAGCAAUGUUGAUGGUGAAGAACACAGGGCUUUCGUUUCCAAGCUUGAUGUCGUUACUGGCGACUGGCUGCGCUGGGAACGCCAAGGGUGGUUUCCCUCGGAACCCGUGUUCGUAGCACGUCCAGACGCUGUUGAAGAGGACGACGGUGUCAUCCUGAGCUCCCUUCUCCACGAGAACGAUGAGAAGAAGCUGGCUCUAGUGGUGUUGGACGCGAAGACGCUCGAACAAAUCGCCGUUGCAGAGUUCGAGUGCCCGUCCGCGAUUCCAGCAGACUUUCAUGGGUGGUUUCUCGAGCAGAAUGUGUAAGAAGCGUUUAAAAUUGUUGUGCUUGCUUUUAACGUAUAACUUAGGCUUAUCUUGUCCCUCUGUAAAGUGAUCGAUUGCAUUAAAGUAAUUUUGCGACUCGUUUACGAAAA
Molecule: messenger RNA, 1727 nt
Organism: Rhipicephalus sanguineus (brown dog tick)
Lineage: Eukaryota; Metazoa; Arthropoda; Arachnida; Ixodida; Ixodidae
Product: carotenoid isomerooxygenase
Exons: 1
Coding region: 103-1617 (504 amino acids)
Biological process (GO): retinal metabolic process; carotene catabolic process
Molecular function (GO): beta-carotene 15,15'-dioxygenase activity; carotenoid dioxygenase activity
Source: RefSeq, a predicted model, not a curated record